AUGUCGUCUGCUGAGAACAACGAGAAGAAAUUGUGGCUCGAAGCCGAAUCUUUGAGACGCAUCGCGUUUUUUGGAAUCUGCAUUAGGUGAGUUGGGGGGUUGAGGAAAGUUAGGCUAAGUUUAAAAAGGACCUGACGAAGAACCUGAGUUAGGGUAAUUUAAUUUUAGAACUAAUUUACUUGGGUUUUAGCUUAGUUUCUUAAAGCUUUGGGUGAGGGUAACUUAAGCCUGAAUAUAAACCAAGUCUUAUAUUAGGCCCUAAGUUCAGGCUUAGGCUUGAGCUUAGUCUUUAGACUGAAUCAUAGGCUUAGGGUUGAGCUUUAAGUAUAGCCUUUAGGCUUAGCUUAUGGUCAAGCUUAGGUUUAGUCCCAUUUUUGAACUUAGCUUGAGUUAGACUAACUUAAACCCUAAUAUUUCCUGAUUUAAGUUAAGGUAACUUAAAAAGCCCGAAUUCAGGCCGGCCCUUAGAUAAAGCCUAUUUUCAGACCUAUCUUCAUUCUUACACUUAACCUGAGUUAGGCCAAAUUAAGGACAGCAAAAAAAUACCUUUCAUUGUUUUUCUCUUGUUUUUGUUUUUUUAACAACAUUUUGUUAUCAGAUCAAGUUUUUUGUGGGUAGCAGCUAUUACACUUUUGAAAAUACAAAAAAUUGUUUUUCAGCACCGUCGCCACAUUGACCGCAAUUGUUGCAAUUCCAUCGUUGUACAACUAUAUGCAACAUGUUCAAUCGACUCUUCAGACUGAGGUGUGUACAAAUUUCAGGAAAAAAAUGUUGGAAAUGAAAAUGCCACGUGGCAAGAGUUAAGAUCUGGAUUCAGAAGUUGAAAAGCCACGUGGCAUUUGAGAAUCUAAAAAUUAUAUUUGAAAAUAUGCUACGUGAAAUUUCGGAACAGAAAUUCAAAAUGAACAAUCUGCUAGAUAGAACUUUAAACUGAAAUUUUCGACACGUGGUAAUUUUGAAUCUAGUUUUUCAGAACUCAAGAUUCAUGAGUUAAUUUUCAGAAGAUUAGUAAGAAUAUCUAAUCCACGUGGCAAAAAUACUCAAUUUUUUUUGUAGAUGAAAAAUGCUUCGGGUUACUGUAGAGCAGAAAUCCACGUGGCAAAACACCGCUAGACACUAGAAAAUUCCAAAAUUUUUGUAGAUCAAAAAAUGCUCAGGGCUACUGUAGCUCUACAAAUCCACGUGGCAAAAAAAUCCUAGACACUAGAAAAUUCAAAAAACGUUUUUGAUGAUCAAAAACUGUUCCAGGUUACUGUAGCUCAACAAUUCCACGUGGCAAAACAACGCUAGACACUAGAAAAUUCAAACAUUUUUGUAGAUAAAAAAAUGUUCCGGGUUACUGUAGAGCAGAAAUUCCACGUGACAAGAUAAAUAUUCAAAAAUUAGGUAACAAAAAAUCUUGAAGUUUAAAAAUUCCAAAAGUUUUGUAGAUCAAAAAUUCUCUGAUUUUCUGUGUCUAAAAAAAUCCACGUGACAAAAGGAACAUUUAAAAAAUAUUCCACAAUUUCUGUAGAUCAAAAAUGUUUCGGGUUACUGUAGAGCAGAAAUUCCAUGUGUCAAAACACCGCUAGACACUAGAAAAUUCCACAAUUUCUGUAGAUCAAACAUGCUUCAGGUUACUGUAGAGCAAAAAUCCAAAUUUAAUUUCUAGGUCGAUUUCUGUCGCCACCGUACCAACGGUUUGUUCGAUCAAUACGAGCGUCUUCAACAAAUCAAAGGUGUGCGCGGAAAAUUGAUCAUCAAACGUCAAGCGGGCUACGAUGCUCCAGCUGACGCUGCCGUCGAAUCCGCACCAGUCUCAAGCGGUGGAUCAUGCUGCUCAUGCAAAUCGGGAGCUUCAGGACCACCAGGACCACCAGGAACUGACGGAGCCAACGGAAAAGACGGACAACCUGGACCAGACGGUCAACCAGGACAAGACGCCUCACCCGAAGAUGUUCCAACCGCCGCCGAUUUCUGCUUCGAUUGUCCAGCCGGACCACCAGGACCAGCCGGAAAUCCAGGACCAAAGGGACCAAACGGUAACAAUGGCGCUGAUGGUCAACCAGGAUCUAACGGACAAGCCGGAGCUCCAGGAGCCCCAGGAGCACCAGGACCAGCUGGACCAGACGGACAACCAGGAAACGCCGGAGCUCCAGGAGCACCAGGAACAGUUGAGGAGGUUGCUGUGCCAGCUGGACCAGCAGGACCAGCCGGACCAGCUGGAGCACCAGGAGCUGAUGGAGCACCAGGAGCACCAGGACAAGCCGGACAACCAGGACCACAGGGACCGGCCGGAGAUGCUGGAAGCGAUGGAGCCGCCGGACAACCGGGAGCCGCUGGAGAACAAGGACCAGCUGGAGAACCAGGAGCUGGAGGCGGUUGCGAUCAUUGUCCACCACCAAGAACCGCUCCAGGAUAUUAG
Messenger RNA from Caenorhabditis angaria, 2404 nucleotides. Lineage: Eukaryota; Metazoa; Nematoda; Chromadorea; Rhabditida; Rhabditidae. The record is from the annotation of a GenBank genome assembly.